Aspergillus thermomutatus is the source of this 1926-nucleotide messenger RNA. Its product is annotated as IlvD/Edd family dehydratase. Gene Ontology annotation, molecular function: hydro-lyase activity. The coding region runs from base 1 to 1926 and encodes 641 amino acids. The record is from RefSeq and is a predicted model, not a curated record. NCBI's taxonomy places the organism in Eukaryota, Fungi, Ascomycota, Eurotiomycetes, Eurotiales, Aspergillaceae. The transcript has 3 exons.
AUGGAGUCUCCAACAUCAUCAUGCGACAAAUGCUCCCACACACCCGUCGACAUCGAAGACUGCCAGGCCGAGCUAGUCUCUGCUCGAAAGCGAGUUCAGGAACUCGAAAGGUCUCUGGCGUCGCUGAAACAUAAUGGUCGUUCUUCUUCAUUGCGAUCCGCCAAGUGGUUCAAUGAUGAGAAAAGCCCCGAUAUGACCGCCCUUUACGUCGAACGAUAUCUCAACUACGGACUGACGAUCGAGGAAUUGACGUCCUCCGACCGCCCCAUCAUCGGGAUUGCGCAGACAGGGUCUGACUUAGCGCCUUGCAAUCGGCAUCAUUUGGAACUGGCCAAACGGGUUCAAGAGGGGAUUCGGACUGCAGGAGGGAUCGCCUUUGAAUUUCCAACACAUCCGAUCCAGGAAACUGGGAAGAGACCCACAGCGGGUUUGGAUAGGAAUCUGGCAUAUUUGAGUCUUGUCGAGGUCCUAUAUGGCUAUCCGUUAGACGGGGUGGUGCUUCUGACGGGGUGCGAUAAGACCACUCCGGCCUGUUUGAUGGCCGCUGUUACUGUGAACAUUCCAGCGAUGUGUCUUAAUGUCGGUCCCAUGGUGAACGGUUACGUGAGAGAUCAUCGAGUCGGAGCAGGAUCGGUUGUCUGGAAGGCCCGCGAGCUCUACGCUACGGGUCAAAUCAAUGAAGAAGGCUUCAUCAAUUAUGUAUCCGCAGGAACCCCGUCAGUUGGGCAUUGUAAUACGAUGGGGACUGCCUCGACCAUGAAUGCACUUGCAGAAGCACUCGGCAUGGCACUUCCAGGAUCUGCUGCUAUUCCAGCUCCCUAUCGUGAGCGAGGACAUUGCGCCUACAAGACAGGCCUGCAGAUUGUUGAAAUGGUGCGUUCUGACAGAAAGCCAAGUGAUAUUCUAACCCGCCAGGCCUUUGAGAAUGCCAUUGUGGUAAAUACUGCUAUUGGAGGCAGUGCAAAUGCUGUGAUUCAUCUCAAUGCUAUUGCAAAGCAUAGCGGUAUAACACUUGAAAUGGAGGAUUGGGACCGUCUAGGGUUUCAUAUCCCGCUGCUGGUCAAUAUCCAACCAGCCGGUGAACUCUUAGGCGAGGAAUAUUUCCGUGCCGGUGGUCUUCCUGCCGUGAUGGCAGAACUGCUCGAUGCUGGGAAACUACAUGGAGAUAUUCUCACAUGCAAUGGUCACACGGUAGCUGAGAACGUCCAAGGAAAAUAUUCCUGGGAUCGUAAAACGAUCCGGGCAUAUAAUGAACCAAUCAUUCAGGAUGCUGGUUUUAUACAUGUUACCGGCAGUCUAUUUCACUCGGCCGUUAUGAAAGCAUACCUCAUAUCUCGUGAAUUCAGACAUAAAUUCCUCGAGAAACCAGAGGAUCGAAACGCAUUCGAGGGAGCGGUCAUUGUAUUCGAUGGCCCGGAAGAUUAUAACCAGCGUCUCAUGGACCCCUCCACCCCCAUUGAUGAGAGGAAAAUCCUUAUCAUGCGUGGGACCGGUCCUCUUGCUUAUCCCGGCGCUGCAGAAGUGGUGAAUAUGCAUCCUCCUAGCCAUCUCCUGCAUCAGAACGUCCAAUCGCUACCGUGUAUCGGUGAUGGAAGACAGUCCGGUACUUCCAACUCAUCAUCCAUCUUGCAUGCGAGUCCGGAAGCUGCGGCCGGUGGUAACCUCGCCCUCCUACGAGAUGGGGACGAGAUCCGAGUCGAUCUGAAUAGUCGUCGCAUUGAUAUCCUGGUUUCGGAGGAAGAGCUGAAGAAACGCAAGGCCGAGCUGGAUGCAAAAGGAGGGUAUGCUAUUCCCGAUAGCCAGACCCCAUGGCAGGAGCUUUUUAGGAAGGAGACGGAGCAAUUGAGCGAGGGGAUGGUAUUGCGAGAUGCUUGUAAAUAUCAGCGAGUUGCCCAGAAAUGGCCCACACCGAGACACAGUCAUUGA